Telopea speciosissima is the source of this 1309-nucleotide messenger RNA. RefSeq names its product tryptophan synthase beta chain 2, chloroplastic. Bases 96 to 1268 code for a protein of 390 amino acids. The transcript has 8 exons. Gene Ontology annotation, molecular function: tryptophan synthase activity. Gene Ontology annotation, cellular component: cytoplasm. Lineage: Eukaryota; Viridiplantae; Streptophyta; Magnoliopsida; Proteales; Proteaceae. The record is from RefSeq and is a predicted model, not a curated record. Gene Ontology annotation, biological process: L-tryptophan biosynthetic process.
CAUUGAAUUCUUUGGUCAUCCAACGUUCUUCACCGACAGCAAAACCUCUAGUCGAAAAAGAGAGGUUAUCACCGUUCGUUCCAGGGAAAUUCGGGAUGUAUGGAGGAAAGUUUGUACCAGAAACACUCAUAUCUUCUCUCAGCGAGCUUGAAACUGAGUUCAACUCCGUUGUUAGAGAUGCCGAGUUUCAGGAGGAGUUGGCAAAGACACUAAGAGACUACGGAGGGCGGGAGACGCCUCUCUACUUAGCACAGCGUUUGAGUGACCACUACAAGAAAGGGAAUGGAGAAGGGCCGGUGAUAUACCUAAAGAGAGAAGAUCUUAACCAUACAGGGUCUCACAAGAUCAAUAACGCAGUGGGGCAGGCCAUGCUUGCCAAGCGCAUGGGGCUGAGGAGUGUGGUGGCAGCCACCGGAGCUGGGCAACAUGGAGUAGCAACGGCGGCUGCUUGUGCAAGGCUUGCCUUGGAGUGUAUCGUCUACAUGGGCACUGCAGACAUGGAGAAACAGCCCCAAAACGUCAUGUCAAUGAAGUUAAUGGGAGCACAGGUUAGGAGUGUAGAGGGAAAUUUCAAGGAUGCAACCUCACAAGCUAUCAGAGAAUGGAUCGGGAACUUGGAAACUAGUUACUACUUAAGUGGUAUGGUGGCAGGACCUCAUCCAUGCCCGAGCAUGGUGAGAGAGUUUCAGAGUGUGAUUGGGAAGGAGACAAGGAAGCAAGCCAUAGAGAGGUGGGGUGGUAAACCAGAUGUUUUGGUUGCGUGCGUGGGAAGCGGCUCCAACGCGCUGGGUUUGUUUCAUGAAUUCAUUAGAGAUGAAGACGUGAGGUUGAUCGGUGUAGAGGGAGCUGGGCUUGGGCUUGACAGUGGGAAACACUCUGCAACUCUCGCCAUGGGAGAAGUGGGUGUUUAUCAUGGCGCCAUGAGCUAUCUGUUACAGAGCACAGAGGGGCAGAUCGUUGGGGCUCACUCCGUUGCUGUCGGGUUGGAGUACCCAGGGGUAGGACCAGAGUUGAGCUUUCUAAAAGACACAAGACGCGCCGAGUUCUACAAUGUGACGGAUGAAGAAGCUCUUCAUGCUUGCCAGCGGCUAUGCAGAUUAGAGGGGAUACUACCAGCUUUGGAGGCCUCCCAUGCCGUAGCAUUCUUGGAGAAGCUUUGCCCUACAUUGCCCAACAAGGCCAAAGUAGUUGUCAAUUGUAGUGGUCGAGGAGACAAGGAUCUCCCCACGCUCUUCAACCAUGACAGCAUCAAUGGCUUACUAAACUGAUGAUGAUAAUGAUGAUGAUGUUGAUGUCCACUCAUUUCCUC